Messenger RNA from Chlorella variabilis, 1119 nucleotides. RefSeq lists its product as hypothetical. Gene Ontology annotation, molecular function: (3S)-3-hydroxyacyl-CoA dehydrogenase (NAD+) activity. Gene Ontology annotation, cellular component: peroxisome. The transcript is spliced from 8 exons. The record is from RefSeq and is a predicted model, not a curated record. NCBI's taxonomy places the organism in Eukaryota, Viridiplantae, Chlorophyta, Trebouxiophyceae, Chlorellales, Chlorellaceae. The coding region runs from base 1 to 1119 and encodes 372 amino acids. Gene Ontology annotation, biological process: fatty acid beta-oxidation.
AUGGCUCCCCCAUCGGCCCCCUUAGUCACCGUGGACAUUGCAGCAGGAGUGGCGACGUUGACGCUCAGCUCCCCUCCUGUCAACGCCCUGCAGCCCACAUUGCUGGAAAGCCUGUUUGUGCAGCUUCGCAAGGCGCAAAGCAACCCGGAUGUGAAGGCCAUUCUGCUGACGGGAGCAGGAGGCAAGAUCGCCGGCAUUCCCAUGUGCCUGUUGCUACUGUUUUGCGCCGGCUUUGAUUUUACACUGUUUGGCACGCCCGUCAUGGAGAGACUGUUUGCGGAGCGGCAGGAGGUGCUGGCACAGUUCACGGCGCUGCUUGAGAACGGCGUGAAACCCACGGUGGCCGCCAUCGAGGGCGCGCAGGUGGGGCUGCCCGAGGUGCGCCUGGGCCUGCUGCCGGGCCUGGGCGGCACCCAGCGGCUGCCGCGCCUGGUGGGCGUGGAGCAGGCGCUCAACCUGAUGCUCAGCGGUCAGCCCAUCUCUUCAGAGGAUGCCCAGGCGGUGGGGCUGGUGGAUGAGGUGGUGCCUGCGGCAGAGCUGCUGCCGGCGGCGCGGCGCUUGGCGCUGGAGCUGGCGGCGGGCAAGGCGGCGCGGCGGUGCACGCUGCAGCUGACCACCCACAUGCAGUCCACAGGCGAGGAGUUUGAGUCAUCUGUCAGCAUGUUAAUGACUGCCAAGGCCAAUGUCAGCAAACGGUUUGCAGGGCAGCAGCACUUCGUGUAUUUGCUGGAGGCGGUGGCUGCCGGGCUGGCCUCCGGACCGGCCGUGGGCCUGCAAAAGGAGGGCGAGGGCUUCCGUGCCGCCGCCAGCUCCCUCCUGCACCGCAUGAUGCUCCACAUGUUCAAGCUGGACCGGUGGCUGAAGAAAGCGCGGGGCCCCGUCUGGGUGCUAGGCCAGGUAUGCGGCAUGCUGGCCCUGCUGGUGCUGGUGGUGUAUGUGAAGCUGCUGGUGCCGUACAGCUUUGCGGUACGGUUGCGCAGCAGCUUCAAGAAGGGCUUCUCCCAGGGGUACAAGGCAAAGAAGGGCGACAAAAUGGACGAGGAUGAUGCGGCGGCUGCAGCAGCCCCCGCUAGCGGCAGCGGCAGGCAGGAACCGGCGCGGCGACGGAAGGGCAAGUGA